Molecule: messenger RNA, 1298 nt
Organism: Papaver somniferum (opium poppy)
Lineage: Eukaryota; Viridiplantae; Streptophyta; Magnoliopsida; Ranunculales; Papaveraceae
Exons: 4
Coding region: 1-984 (327 amino acids)
Source: RefSeq, a predicted model, not a curated record
AUGGCAAUAACUCCAAAUGAUUGUUAUAGAAUCACAGGCCUACCGAUUACUGGAACAAGUGGUCGAGCUGGCUACGAUCCUAAUAUGAUUUUUGGAGCUCUUGAAAAGUUGGUUGAAAAGUGUCUAGGAUGGGACUCUACAAAGGCACAAUAUGAGUUUAGAAAAGCCGCAAAGAAGCCUAAGAGAGAUGAUGAGCAUAAUCCGUUCAAUGCAGACCGCUCGACCAAGAAGAUGUUGAAAAAGAUCAAGAAAGUUGGUGAUGACGGAGGAGAAGCUUACACACCAUGUGACUGCUUGUACCAACUGGGAACCAUUUUCUUCCCUGACACUUCAGGUGCUGCGGUAAACGCCCAUUACCUCCAGCUAUUGGACCCACUAGAUGAGGUGAACAACUACUGUUGGAGCAUUGCGGUUCUUUCAUUUGUUCAAGCGGAGCUCAGAAAAGAUUCGAGGCUAAAGAGUCUCUACUUUGGAGGGUUAUACACCCUUGUUCAGGUUUGGGUGUACGACCACUUCCCUUCACUGAAAUUGUCUCAUCCUCAUGAUCCCUGGCCUUAUGGGAAGCCUACAACAUGUAAAUAUGAGUUUUUGAACUCACAGGACAAGAAGAAGGAAGACAAGGUGUUGAGGUUGAGGGAGAAAUUAGAUGAUUUGACGCUUGAAGAUGUGGUUUUCCAUCCAUACGCUUAUAAUGAAGAUCAAUAUAAUAUUGAUGUUCAGCCUAUUGAUUUCUCUCCAGUCGCGGGUUACAACGGACCGUUGUUUCAUCCCGGAUGUUGUACAAUGUAUAAUCCUCGGAGAGUAUUGAGACAAUGUACUUGCAUUCAAACUAUCCCAGAUGAGGACAAAUUCAACUUCAAGGUGACGAAGCGGGGAACCAAAAACACCGAACUGAAUUUUGUUCCCAAAUACCAACUCCAUAUGUGGACCACUGGAACAACUUUUAUGAUUAUAUGGUUCCUAUUGAAGAUUUACCGAAUAUAACAAAUGAUCCAACUGCUUGUGAAGAGGGUUAUAUUGAAUGGUAUCAAAACUGGUCUCAUCCUUUGGUAAUAAACCAUGUCCAACGAGCUCGUGCUGAGAAAGGGAAAACGAAGAUGGUUGAGAAAGAGGCUCAGAGGAUUAUGAAGAAUACUCCCAAAUGUGGUGAUGAGGCUUUGAUGUUAUGGAAUGCGGCGAAAAAGGCUAGUGCUAAAAUAUUGAAGAAACUUAUGACAAAGAUCAAGAGUGGAGACUCGAUGAAAACUAAUGAACUGCAAGACCUCUACAGUGAAUUGAGUCAUGUUUUUGCACCCCCC